UAUCAAACUUUAGAGCUUCGAUUUACUCAUUAGGGUUUGAUCUAUUAUCCUAUGGCUUUUAUCAUAAAGAUUAGGUUUUAUGGUUUCAUUCUUUAUCAAACAAUCCAAAUUCGAUUAAUAUGUUCUUAGAUUUCGAAUUACCUUUUAGCUUAGUUGAUUGUUGAAACCGGACCAACAAAGAAUGAACCUCGAGCUGGCCUGGACGCAAGCUGACUGCGAACGGAUUGAGGCUGGGGUUGCGAGCGGCUGAUCGGGGACACGAGCUGUUUGCUGUCGGAUCGCGAGCGGUUUGAUCGUCUGGUGCGAACGGGACGCUUGCUGUCCGGGAACGCGAGCUGUCCUGGAUGGUAGCUGAGGCUGAGUUCGCCUAGGAUCAGGCUGGAGCUGAUCGGAGACCUGAGCUGGAACAAAAGACGCGAUCGGAUGAUUAGGGUUCGUCGGGUCGCGGCUAGGUUUAGGGUUUUGCGAUUUUGGUUUUGGCUCAGGAUAUUUAGAGUUUCGUGCUGAUAACGUGUUAUAAAUUAAUGGGAGAAAUAGAUUGUAUAUAUCUCAAUUUAUGGAGUCCUUUAUAAAUAUAUAGGGAAUUGCAAUAGAUCAUCAUAGAUAAAUGGAAAGUAUACAGUAGAAAAGAAAUAUGCCUAUUUGGUUAUGGCAUUCACAAAUUGGUUCAUAACAAUGAGCUAUAUAAAUAUACGAGGAGACGAAGGGAUUCAUAUUUAUCUCCAAACCUGUGUCCCUCUCUCUCUCUCUCUCUCAACAUUCGAAACCCUGUGGCUGUGAGUAUAUAGUUCAUUAUUUUCGUCCUCUUAUACACUCUCGUCUAUGUUUCUAUGUUCCUUUUGUCAGAUUGAAACUUGUUAAAAUUAACUAUUAGAAUUUCACAGCGGAAUCUUUAAUCUCUAUGUUUAUAGUUUUAUUUGUGGUCUGAUAAUUAGAUUUACAAAUUCGGGAGAGUACGUGAAUCGUGAUCAGCCACGGUCGGGUCAAGAAUAAUGGGGAGUCAAGUUGACAGCAAGUUCACUUGGGUGAUUAAGAACUUAGCCCCUUUUGGAUCGGAGAUAAUUUGUUCUGACUCAUUCGUAAUUAGUGGCUGCAAAUGGUACGUGAGACGAAAACUAUUCUCUAAUGUUAACGUGUACGUAUGCAUAUAUGCUCUCGUUGAUUUGUUUUUUUUUUCCUACAGGCGUCUUAUUGCCUAUCCCAAAAGAAAAUGGCUUAACUACUUGACUUUGGAAGUGGCUGAUUGUGAAUCUUUUCCUAUUGGAUGGAGAAGGCUAGCAAAUUUUUCCGUGACUAUAGUAAAUAAGGCUCUUGAACAAAUCUACCGACGACAAGUAACACAACAGUGGUUUGAUCACAAGACUCCCAGGUUGAGUUUUCCACUCAUGAAAACCACCCUUGGGUUUCUGGUGGAUGAAGAAGUCAAAAUUGUUGCUGAGAUAGAUGUUGUUGAAGUUAUCAUUAAUGGAUUCCAAGUUCUUCCUUCACAGGUCAAAUCUGUCAACCGUUUGUUUAAGAGAGAGCCAGACAUUGCAUCAAAGUUUCCUAUAAACAACCCACUUCUGAAGACAGCAUACAUGAAUGUCCUACUCAGCUUGACUAAGACUUUGCACCUGUCACCUCAGAAAAUCUCCAACGGUGAUCUGUCUGAUACAGAAACUACUCUUGCACACAUGAAAACUAUAGGGUUUAAGUUGGAACUGUUGGAGAAAAAAAUUUGUGAGAUAAAAGAAAAGAAGGCAAAAGAGAAAGCUGGUAAGAUUAAGAUCCAAAAUACUGAGGAAAAGUUGAAGGAUUUGAAGCAGAAGUGCUUAGACCUUGAAGCUCAGCUGGAGACUGAGAAGGCAGAGGUUUUGGCUGCAAGUGCUCCUCUCUUGUUGUCUGAUGAUGAAGAUGUUUUCUGAUGGAUUGAGUUCUUAGUUACUUGAGUUUAGGUUCUUCUAAUGCUAGGGUUGGUAACUAAAUGGUUUGUAGU
Brassica napus (rape) is the source of this 1975-nucleotide messenger RNA. RefSeq names its product MATH domain and coiled-coil domain-containing protein At3g58260-like. The transcript has 3 exons. Gene Ontology annotation, molecular function: protein binding. The record is from RefSeq and is a predicted model, not a curated record. The coding region runs from base 993 to 1904 and encodes 303 amino acids. Lineage: Eukaryota; Viridiplantae; Streptophyta; Magnoliopsida; Brassicales; Brassicaceae.